GAAAGGCAGAUUACUGUGAUUGACACUCCAGGGCUGUUUGAUACUCCAGUUGGAAAUGUGGAGAUCCAGAAGGAAAUUACUAAAUGCAUCUUCAUGGCAGCUCCAGGUCCACAUGUGUUUCUGCUGGUUCUGAAAGUCAGACAGAGAUUCUCAGAGGAGGAAAAAGGAACUGUAGAGAUAAUCCAGAACAUUUUUGGAGAAGAGUCAGUGACCUACACCAUGCUGCUGUUCACUGGAGGAGAUCUUCUUGAAGACAUGAGCAUUGAAGAGUACUUUGGAGAAGCAGGAUCUGAUAUUAGAAAUCUGAUUGAACAGUAUGGGAACAGAUUCCACAUCUUCAACAACAAACAGAUCAGAAACCGAACCCAGGUCACUGCUCUACUGGAGAAGAUCGACUCCAUGCUGGCAGUGAAUGGAGGGAGCUGCUACACUAAUGAGAUGUUCCACCAGGUGGAGAAAGAAAAUCAGGGGAGAAUCCUGAAGGAGAAAGAGGAGGAGAUCAAGCGAGAGAAAGAAGAACUGAGAGUCAGAUUUGAAGCAGAGAUAGAAAAAAAGACCACACUUCAGGAGGAAAUCAAAUACAAGAGAAAGAGAAGAGAGGAAGAGUUUAAAGAGAGAGAACAUCAACUGGAGGAAAAACACAGACAUAGAGGAGAGGAAUAUGAAAACAGAAGAAAAGAGGAUGAGAAAAGAACCACAGAGAGAGAGAGAGCUAUUUUCUCCCUGCUGGAGAGACAGCAAGCAGAAUUUGAGAGGCAAAGAUAUGAAGAUCAAAAAAGGAGAGAACAGGAGGAUGAGAAAAGGAGAGAGAGAGAAGAGCGAGAGGAGGAGAAAAGGAGAGAGAGAGAGAAUCGAGAGGAGGAAAAAAGGAGAGAGAGAGAGAAUCGAGAGGAGGAAAAAAGGAGAAAUAGAGAAGAGCGAGAGAAGAGAGAAUGGGAGGAGAGAAGAGAAGAAUAUAAAGAAAGAGAAGAAUAUAAGGGGAAGUUAGAGGAGCUGAAGAGGAAUCUUGAAGAGAAAGAGAAGAAGAGAAGUGAUCUGAAGCAGAGAAUAAAACUCUUAGAAGAGAAACACAUGAAGGAACUUGAAGAGCUAAAACACCAUCUGGAGAGCCGAAUCCAAGAGGAAGUAAAAACUAAAGAAAAGCUGAUUGAGGAACAUCAGGAGGAAAUAGAGAGAGUGAGGAAGAGCAUGGAGGAGAAGGAUCUUCAGCUGAAGAAGACGAUGGAGGAGAAACGAGCCGGUGGAAAUGGUCGAAAGCAGUACCAGAAGAAACAGAAUGAAGAAAAAUCAGAAGUCUUGAAUAAAAGAUUAAUAGAAGACCUCUUCAGGAAUCUUGGACUUGAGGACACAUUUAAGAACAGGCUUAGCAGAGCUCACUUUCUCGAAAUAACCCCAUCAUCAUUGCACAAUGAAAAUCCCAAAAACGAACAAUGUCUUGUUCAUGCUUUCAUGCAGCAAAUUUUAAAAACAGAUUACAGAGGAAGACGUUUAUCUGUCAAAUCAGAAAGACCAGCACCAAAGUCUCAACACACAGCUGGUAAAGAUGUGUUCGGUGCUCUUUUACAAAAAAAUGCUGGAAACAAAGAAAACAAACCGACUCAAGUUCAUCCAAUGGAUGUUCAGAUGGCAGUGUUUCUCUGUUCAGAUGCUUUUCUUCAGCAGAUCAUGGUAACUAAGCUCUCUCAGUGUCAGUAUGCAGUUCCUCUGCUGAUUCCAAAUCCUUUUACUGGAGAUAUUGAAUUCCCUCGUUGGACGAUGCGCCAGAUCAAUAAGAGCUGGAAGACCACAGAUACUUCAGGCAGAGUCACCAGUAAGACCCUGCCCAUGUACAAAGCUCAAACUCCAAUGGUGACGUUUUUCAAGAUUGGCUCCAUUUCCUCAUCCAAGUCUCAGCUGAUGAACAGGCUGAUCAAUGAGAAGCACGACACGUUCUUCCACAGGGACUGUCCAGGCAGCAGCAGAGAGCGUCUACUGAUGGACGGAGUGGUGGAGAUCUUCUGGUACCUCCCAUCUGGAAAAAGCACUGAUCAUUUCUCAGACUGUGUAGCGUUCUGUAAUCUACAUGGAGAUUCCAGCAUCAACGAGACUCAGAGAAAGAUUCUUACUGAAAUGUCCUCUGUGAAUGUUGUACUAUUACCUCAACUUGAUGAGAAUGACAACACUAUGGUAAUUGUGAAGGAACUUUGUGAAGGUUUAAAACCUCUCAUUGUUGUUCUGACUGAUGAAGAGGAUGAUGAUGAUGAUGAUGAUGAUGAAGAUGAUGCUGUGUGUGAGAUCGGAGAAGGGAAAUACAGAGUAUCACUGAAGGGCAGAAACCAGUCUGAUGUUUCUGUUGCUCUUAGAGAAGUUAUUAAGGACUGCCUCUCAGAACAGCCUGUGACUUUCAGUCUGGAGAAGAUAGCAGAACACUCAGAGAUUAAGGUGGAUGAGGAAAAUGAAGACUGUAAGAGAGGAAAGGAAACUGCACAAGCGAUGAUGAGAUUCCUGGAGAGAGAAGAUCCAUCAACAGUCAAAGAAAAGUAUCUGCCCUGCCAGGGAAAACUGUGGCAUGACUGGAGCCAGAAAAACAAGGACCUGCGACGUCUUAAAAGUGACAACUUAGAAUCAGAGAAAGGCGAGAAAGAAAAAGAGUUAAGAGAAAUAAGAAGGAAACAGCUGGCAUGUGGUUUCAGUGAACUCAUGAAGUUAUUUGUAGGAAGUUUAAGGUCACUGUCAGACAGUGAGAAAAAGUAUUUUCUCAAGUGGACGACAAUCCUGCUAGAUGACUUCACUUCAGAUACACUCUCUGACAUCCUUCAGGAGUACAACCAAAAAUGGUCAGAAUUGCUGGCUUUGAAAAAGAAAACACAUAAAGAAACUCAACAGAAACUAAAAUAUGAACAACUAAGUCUAGAAAAGAUCUCCAACAAGCUUAUUGCUGCCACCUUUGGAUUGGAGCACAUACUGAGAGAGAUUGGUCAGAUUUAUGAAGCUUCAGUCUCUGAGAGAAGAGAGGAUAGAGUGAAGGAUGGAGAUCUUUCUUACCUUCCUGAACUUGCUGCUGAACUCAUGAUAUCUGGCCACCAGAUGGAGCUGAUGGACGGUGAUGCUGCUCAUGUUCCUCUGGUCUGGGUUUCAGCAGUUCUGGAUGAGGUCAUCAGAAAACUGGGAGACCAGAGAGUCUUUGUGUUGUCAGUUCUGGGAAUUCAGAGCUCGGGGAAAUCCACCAUGCUCAACGCCAUGUUCAGACUCCAGUUUGCAGUCAGUGCUGGAAGGUGCACCAGAGGAGCCUUCAUGCAGCUGGUGAAAGUGUCUGAAGAGAUGAAGGGGAAAUUGAAAUUUGACUACAUUCUGGUUGUUGAUACUGAAGGUCUCAGAGCUUUAGAGCUGGCUGGAACAGAUACCAUACAUCAUGAUAAUGAACUGGCAACAUUUGUUGUAGGUCUUGGAAACAUGAAUUUGAUCAACAUCUUUGGAGGAAACCCAUCAGAGAUGCAGGACAUCCUUCAGAUUGUUGUUCAGGCCUUCAUGAGGAUGAAGAAGGUCAGACUGAAGCCCAGCUGUAUGUUUGUUCAUCAGAAUGUUACUGAUGUUGCAGCUGGAGAGAAAAUGAUGGAGGGAAGAAGCAGAUUACAAGAGAAACUGGAUGAAAUGACCAAGUUAGCAGCUAAAGAGGAAGUCUGUGAUGCAGAAUGUUUCAGUGAUGUCAUUGCAUUUAAUGUACAGAAGGAUGUGAAGUAUUUUUCUCAGCUCUGGGAGGGCAGCCCACCCAUGGCUCCACCAAACCCACACUACAGUGAAAAUGUUCAGGAGCUGAAGAGAGACAUUGUUUCUCGUGCAUCCAAAACAAACUGCAUGAAAUUAUCACAGUUUCAGCAGCGAGUGAAAGAUCUCUGGGAGGCUCUGCUGAAUGAAAACUUUGUCUUCUACUUUAGAGACACACUGGAGAUAUCAGUGUACAGGAAACUGGAGGUGGAGUAUGAGAAAUGGACCUGGAGUCUGAGGAGUGCCAUGCUGAGUAUAGAAGACAAGAUGCUGAAAAGAAUCUCCAGUGGAAAAGUGGAAGCAGUGGGAAAACAAGAGCUGGUGAGAGAAAUGUCAGAGACACUGCAGAAAGUCCAAACAGCAUUUAAAGAGUAUUUUGAAGAAGACAGUGAAAAGGAAACUCUGAUUCAGUGGAAAAGCAGAUUUGAGAAACAAAUAGAACACCUCCAUGAUGACCUUGUAGAUGAGGCCAAAAGAAAACUGGAUGAGAACAUUAAACAGAAAAACAUCCGGAAAAAUCUGGAUCAGCAGGUGAAAAAUCAUGAGAAGAUCCUCUUUGACAAAAGUAAAGAACUCGCUCUGAAGCUUAAAGAAGACAGGAGCAAAAACAGAGAUCCAGAAGCAGAAUUUGAUUCAGUGUGGGGAAAGUGGGUCACUGAUUUAACUAAAGAUGUUCCAAAAAUCAAAGAUAUAAACAUCUCAAAUGAUGUCAUUAACAUUUUGGGGGAGGGGUUUUCUGAAUAUGGUCUUGUUCUUGAUCUAAAGAAAAGAGCAGAGUACAGAAAGAUUCACACUUCUGCUGAUUACAGCAGUUAUGUUUCUAUAAAAGGGGUAAAGUUGGGACCUGUUCCUUUUUGGGUAAAGUUUCUUAAACCAGAAGAUCAGAUAUCAAUACGAGAGCUGAUUUCUAAAGUCAUCCAACAAACAACAGAAAAAGUGAAUUCAUUUCCAGUCUCAGUGCAGGGAUACAGCUCAGUCUACAUCCAGCAAAUUGUACGUGAUGUCAAACAACGAGUGCAGGAGUUUAAACCAAGACGUGACUCCUUUGAGUUUAGGAAAGAGUUCUUUGUUGAUCUCUCUCUUUAUGUGUGUGAACAAGCUGAGAAACGCUUUGUAGAACUUCACAGGAAAUACAGAGAAGCAAACGAUCCAAUUCUUUACUUCAAAAAGAAAAAAACUGAGUACUUUAAAGUCUUCAUGAACUACUAUCAGAGAGCAACAUCUGCAGCAGUGCUUGGAGACCAAAUCUGUGUUAAACUGAAAUAAUCAAUCCUGCAGAGUGUGUACAACAUGACCGCUAAAUUCAUCUGUGAUCAGAUGAGAGGAAAACCUCCAUUUAAUGGGAACAGAGGAGAUCUGGAGAAACACAUUCUGAAAUAUCUGGCAGAGCAGGAGGGAGAUAAGGAGGAGAAGUUUAAUAACUUCUUAACUUACAUGAACCAGCCUAAGACAUACUUUGAAAAUUUCAUCAGAGACAGAGUUAGACAGUACAUGGCAGCAGAAAAUCCUCAGGCAGCUUCUGUAAUAAAAGAACACAUCGACCACAAACAGAGAAUUAUCAUCAGUGCAGCAGAAAAGGCAAAAGAUGAAGUCAGACUCAUCAGUGGAGAUAUCAACAAGUGGCUGAAAAUUUUCUCCAACAGUCUUGUAGAUGAGUUAGGAGAUACCAGAGUUCACCUGAGUGAUGAUGCCACUAAGGAUGUCACUGAUUAUGAUGUUCUUGUAGAUGUUAUUAAAAAAGAGCUCUUAAUUGUUGUUAAAGUGCUGAAAGGAAGCUUCUGUAGGUUUUCAGAUCUGAGAAAGGAGAUGUUCAGAGAAAAGCCAGAGGAGAUUCUGAUUAAACACUUCUGCAGGUGCUGCUGGAAGCAGUGUCCCUUCUGUGGAGCCGUCUGUACCAACAGUCAAGAAAAUCACACUGGAGAUCACCAGGCUGAAUUUCAUCG
This is a messenger RNA of Astyanax mexicanus (Mexican tetra), 5687 nucleotides long. Its product is annotated as interferon-induced very large GTPase 1-like. Lineage: Eukaryota; Metazoa; Chordata; Actinopteri; Characiformes; Acestrorhamphidae. The transcript has 4 exons. Bases 94 to 5010 code for a protein of 1638 amino acids. Gene Ontology annotation, molecular function: GTP binding. The record is from RefSeq and is a predicted model, not a curated record.